GAGUAGACCGAAUUCAGUUUUUUAUACAAAAUGUAAAAAACUUGUAACAAAAGUUUUAAAAAUGCCGAAAAAGAGAACACGUCAGAAGAAGUAUGUAGAUGUAGUCAAUAUACUAAACUUAAAUGUUCAAGAUGUCGUUAAAUAUAUACACAAGUUGCAUCAACAUAUUGCUAAACAAAACAAGAAAAUUAACAGACUAAAGCUGAAAAUUAAAAAAUUGAAAUUCCUUUCACAACUUGAUGCUCAGAUAGCAAAGUCAUCGACAAAAUUAAGCAAAGAUGACGAUGAAACGAAAAAUCAAGAAAUUGCUUCAAAACUUACAACUGCAGACUCGAAACAACAGCAAGGAAAACAGGAAAAUGUUCUUGAUUUCGUUAAUGAAAUCAAAGCACAAGCACUUGUUAAUUCUUUUGAACAGGCCGGCUUUAUUUAUGAGCCAACAAGUGGUCUUUAUUAUGACACAAAAUCAAAAUUCUAUUACAAUCCAGAGUAUGAUUUAUACUACAAUGGAAACGAUGGAAAUUGGUAUCGAUUGAAUCCUCGCACAGAUGAAUUUAUCUUUCAUUCUGGGACUGAAGCAAGUGCAGUUAAUAAAAAGGAGGAAACCGAUGAAGAUGAAGCGAUUAAGAAGAUCCUUGAGGAAGGAAGAAAACCAAUAAGAGCUUUAGAAACUUCUAAGACUGAAGAGAAAAGUGAAAGAAAAAGCCGGCGACGUGAUCGUUCAACUUCCUCAAGUUACUCAAGCGACUAUAGUGAACAUCGCAGCAGAAGAUCUUAUAAAAAUCGCUCGAGAUCAAGAUCAAGGAAAAGACGAUCGCGACAUCGACGAUCCAGAAGCUUUAAUCGAGAAGAAGGAGAAAUUGCCACAAGUGAAGAAUCAGAAAGUGACUCUCGUCAUCAAGAAGUUGUCAAAGAAAAGUUUAAAAGAAAACGAAAAAAGAAGAAGGGAAACGAAUACGAAGAAAUUGCCAAGAAAUAUCCACCAUCGUUACGUCUAAUGGUUAUAGAAAGUGAUAAAAUGGAUGCUGGUAAGCUCUUUGUCGUCACAUUCAAAGGCGGGACUUUAGGUCGUGAAGGAAACCAUGACGUUUUGAUACCAGAUGUUAAUGUAUCUAAAUAUCAUUUGAAGUUCAUUUACAAUCAUAAGAAAAGCAUUUAUCAGAUUAUUGAUAGAUCAAGAAAUGGAACAAUGUUAAAUGACAUUCAGAUUUCCUUGCUAAACCAAAAAGAGAGCGACGCAAAAGAUUUACAUCAUGAAAGUGUUCUUCAACUUGCAAAAACUAAACUGCUUUGUCAUGUUCAUGAAGGUUUGACAACGUGUAUUGCUUGUGAACCUUAUGGGUACACUAAAAAAAUGCCUGAAGAUUUGAAAGUUGUAGACGAACCACAACCAUCGACUUUAUCACAUAAAGAACAAUUAAAAUUGUUACAAAAACGUUACGGACUUGAAACAGAAAAGUAUCAUGAAAAUCCAACUGGGACGAAAAACAAGAAUUAUGAAGAUCGAGCUGAGAAACGUCGAGUAAAAGUUGGUAGUUCACAUCAUGGCUUGAAAACCGAGCAAGCAUCAGUCAAUAAAUCAAUUUCCAGUGAAAAUAAAGGUUUUAAAUUACUUUCGAAGAUGGGUUGGAGUGAAGGAAAGUCGAUAGGAAAAAGUCAGGAAGGAAUUAAAGAACCAGUGGAAGUUAAAACUCAGCAAGGAACAUCGGGCUUGGGAUGUGAAGUCGUUCAACCUUCAAUAAAUUUUCAAGGAAAUGCAAAGAAACAAGUGAUUUGGAACAAGACACAAGAACGUUACAAUAACAUUUCAAAACCUGAGGGAAACAUAUUCGGGGAUGAUGAAGAUAUUUAAUUUGUGGUCAAUAUGAAA
Messenger RNA from Clunio marinus, 1870 nucleotides. NCBI's taxonomy places the organism in Eukaryota, Metazoa, Arthropoda, Insecta, Diptera, Chironomidae. The record is from the annotation of a GenBank genome assembly.